AUGUGGAAGCAGCCGGCCGGCGACAUCACAGACAUCUGGGACAGACGAGAUUCCUGCAAGCCCUACCUCCCUCCAUCACUACCUCCCUCCCUCCCUCCCUCCCUCCCUCCCUACUUCCCUACCUACCUCCGUCACUACCUCCCUACCUACCUCCCUCCCUACCUCCCUCCCUCCCUACCUCCCUACUUCCCUACCUACCUCCGUCACUACCUCCCUACCUACCUCCCUCCCUCCCUACCUCCCUCCCUCCCUACCCUACCCGCCUACCUCCCUCCAUCACUACCUCCCUCCCUCCCUCCCUACUUCCCUACCUACCUCCAUCACUACCUCCCUACCUACCUCCCUCCCUCCCUCCCUACUUCCCUACCUCCCUCCGUCACUACCUCCCUACCCUACCCGCCUACCUCCCUACCUCCCUCCCUCCCUACCUCCCUACCCUACCCGCCUACCUCCCUACCUCACUACCUCCCUACUUCCCUACCUCCCUCCCUACCUCCCUACCCUACCCGCCUCCCUCCCUACCUCCCUACCCGCCUCCCUACCUCCCUACCUACCCGCCUCCCUACCCCCCCUACCUCCCUAUCAACCUGCCCUCCCUACCUCCCUACCUGA
Messenger RNA from Sebastes umbrosus (honeycomb rockfish), 612 nucleotides. Its product is annotated as gibberellin-regulated protein 14-like. The coding region runs from base 1 to 612 and encodes 203 amino acids. Lineage: Eukaryota; Metazoa; Chordata; Actinopteri; Perciformes; Sebastidae. The transcript has a single exon. The record is from RefSeq and is a predicted model, not a curated record.